Messenger RNA from Loxodonta africana (African savanna elephant), 1029 nucleotides. Its product is annotated as kinesin-like protein KIF6. The transcript is spliced from 8 exons. Lineage: Eukaryota; Metazoa; Chordata; Mammalia; Proboscidea; Elephantidae. The record is from RefSeq and is a predicted model, not a curated record. Bases 1 to 1029 code for a protein of 342 amino acids.
AUGGACACCAUCAAUCUCCAUAAGAACAGACAGUUUGACUUCUCAGACAAGGUGAGGCUGAGUGAUCUACGGUUCUGUAUCUCAGAAAACAUGGCUGCACCAUCACUGCCAGACCUACUGGAAGAGAAGCUGAGAGCACAACUGGAGGAAGAAAAGAGAAGAUAUAAAACAAUGUUCACUCACCUGAAAGCCCUGAAGGUGGAGAUCGAGCACUUGCAGCUGCUCAUGGACAAAACCAAGGUGAAGCUGCAGAAAGAGUUUGAAGCCUGGUGGGCAGAGGAGGCCACCAACCUGCAGGCAAACUCUCCAGCAGUGAAUUCAUUUGAUCACAUAAAGUCAUCUCCCCAGACACCUGAAUUCCAGCAUGAACGCCCCCGGCUUCUCUCUAAUAAAAGUUCUGGGGGAUGGGAAGAUAGAGAGAGAGGGAAGACGGGCCGGUUUGCUUUUUGCAGUGAUGUGAAUGCCAGGAAAAUCCUGCCUUCGCCACCUUACCCUGCACCAUUCAACCAGAAGAGCAGCACCAGAGCCUCCCUGGAAGACAGCAUCUCCGAGAGGCCGACGUCGUCCAUCCCUCUCACUGGGGACAGCCAGACGGAUUCCGACAUCUUGGCAUUCAUUAAGGCCAGGCAGAACAUUCUACAGAAGAAAUGUAAGUCACCUCCCUUGGUAGCCCCUCCAGAGCCGUAUGUCACCCUGCUCUGCUCACCAACACUUGGGGGAGGCAAGGGAGAAGCUGGGGCAAGUGAGAUGGAUGGAACUAAGAAGCUUCCUGCAUGUUCCCAAAGCCACAGGCCUGACCUUCCAGUCCCUUCACCAGUGCCUGGUUUCUGCCUCCUCCUGAAAAUCCCAGAGGGGCAGCAUCAGAGAUGCCAUGACAGGGCCAAGAGGUGGCUGUCCCAGUGUUCCUACCCUACCUGGCAAAGCUUUCUCUCCCUCUUCCAGAUUCUUUUGUUCUCCUGUUUGUUCUCUGACCUUAAAGGCAGCGUUCCCCUUUGCCCAGUCCUCUCUGGACAGGAAGGGGCUGCAUGA